Molecule: messenger RNA, 2282 nt
Organism: Hordeum vulgare subsp. vulgare (domesticated barley)
Lineage: Eukaryota; Viridiplantae; Streptophyta; Magnoliopsida; Poales; Poaceae
Product: glutamyl-tRNA reductase 1, chloroplastic
Exons: 3
Coding region: 382-1968 (528 amino acids)
Biological process (GO): tetrapyrrole biosynthetic process
Molecular function (GO): NADP binding; glutamyl-tRNA reductase (NADP+) activity
Source: RefSeq, a predicted model, not a curated record
AACCCAACCCCCACCCACACCGAAGACCGAACCCAACACGCGCGCGCAUUAGAAAAUUCAUCCCCGACCGACCCACCCCCACUGCCAGCGGGCCCCGCACGCCACCGCCCCCCUUAACCUCCGGCGCGCGGCUGCCAGGCCCCUUCUUCCUCGCAGACUCGGCGGCUCAUCCUCCCUCAGAGAAGGCGCGCACCGGCCGGUGGUGGAGAGACGGGGAGGGUGGGAGCAGCAGCGGCCGUAUAAGGAUCUCUCCGCGCUCCCUCGGCUCUCUCCGGUUUUAUCUAUCCGUAUCUAUCUAUCUAUCUAUCUAUCUGCCUACGGUUCGUGGGCCGGGCUGAGGAGGGAGGAAGGCCGCCGCCGCUGCCUUUUGUUGCUGGUCUGAUGAUGGCGGGAGCGACGUCAGCCACGGCAGCCGCGGGCGCAUUCGCCGCCGCCAAGGCGCGGGGGCCCGCCGCAGCGUGCCCCUGGCUCGUCGCCGCCGGCGGCCGGAGGCGGUCCGGCGUCGUGCGCUGCGACGCCGGCGGGGAUGCACAGGCGGCGUCCAAGGCGGCCAGCAUCACCGCGCUCGAGCAGUUCAAGAUCUCCGCAGACCGGUACAUGAAAGAAAAGAGUAGCAUCGCUGUAAUAGGCCUCAGUGUACACACAGCACCAGUGGAGAUGCGCGAAAAACUUGCUGUUGCAGAGGAACUAUGGCCCCGUGCUAUUUCAGAACUCACCAGUCUGAAUCAUAUUGAAGAGGCUGCUGUUCUUAGUACCUGCAACAGAAUGGAAAUAUAUGUGGUGGCUUUAUCGUGGAACCGUGGUAUUAGAGAAGUAGUAGACUGGAUGUCAAAGAAAAGUGGAAUCCCUGCUUCCGAGCUAAGGGAGCAUCUCUUUAUGUUGCGUGACAGUGAUGCCACACGCCAUCUGUUUGAGGUAUCCGCUGGGCUUGACUCUUUGGUUCUUGGAGAAGGACAAAUCCUUGCUCAAGUCAAACAAGUUGUCAGAAAUGGGCAAAACAGUGGAGGCUUGGGAAAGAACAUUGAUAGGAUGUUCAAGGAUGCAAUCACAGCUGGAAAGCGCGUCCGCUGUGAGACCAACAUAUCAGCUGGUGCUGUGUCUGUCAGUUCAGCAGCAGUUGAAUUGGCCAUGAUGAAGCUUCCAAAGUCUGAAUGCUUGUCAGCUAGGAUGCUUUUGAUUGGUGCUGGCAAAAUGGGAAAAUUAGUGGUCAAACAUUUGAUUGCCAAAGGAUGCAAGAAGGUUGUUGUGGUGAACCGUUCAGUGGAAAGGGUGGAUGCCAUUCGCGAAGAGAUGAAAGAUAUCGAGAUUGUGUACAGGCCUCUUACAGAGAUGUAUGAAGCCGCUGCUGAUGCUGAUGUUGUGUUUACAAGCACCGCAUCUGAAUCCUUAUUAUUCACGAAGGAGCAUGCGGAGGUGCUUCCUCCUAUUUCUCUUGCUAUGGGUGGUGUUCGGCUUUUCGUUGACAUAUCUGUCCCAAGGAAUGUCGGUGCCUGUCUAUCUGAAGUGGAGCAUGCACGGGUAUACAAUGUUGACGACUUGAAAGAGGUGGUGGAAGCCAAUAAGGAAGACCGUGUCAGGAAAGCAAUGGAGGCCCAAACAAUCAUUACCCAAGAACUGAAACGGUUCGAGGCAUGGAGGGACUCACUGGAGACCGUUCCGACCAUCAAAAAGCUGAGGUCGUACGCCGACAGGAUCAGGGCAUCCGAGCUCGAGAAGUGCCUGCAGAAGAUCGGGGAAGACAACCUCAACAAGAAGAUGAGAAGGUCCAUCGAGGAGCUGAGCACGGGCAUAGUGAACAAGCUCCUUCACGGCCCAUUGCAGCACCUGAGAUGCGACGGCAGCGACAGCCGCACCCUGGACGAAACACUCGAGAACAUGCACGCCCUCAACAGAAUGUUCAGCCUCGACACGGAGAAGGCGGUCCUCGAGCAGAAGAUCAAAGCCAAGGUAGAGAAGACCCAAAGCUGAGACCAGGAGACAGUUGUCCGUCUGUAUAUCUACUUAUACCACUCCCAGAAUUUCGCUACAUUCUAAUCCCAGUAUUUUUUUUUGAUCCUCCACUUACUCCUGAGUUCUUCCUGUGCCGUGAAUUAGCCAUGGCAGCCUCCGAAUGUGUUGUAGAGAGGAGCGGCGAAGCAUGUUUGCUCCAAAACUGCCUGUGUACAUUAUUUACUGUGGCUGCUGUGGUUAGAGCCCAAUUUUCUAGCUGUACUAUAAUAUACUCUGUUGGACGAAGUAAACCGGAACAUGUCAGUGUGUUAAUUGAUGCAUUCGUUUUAUUA